This is a messenger RNA of Callithrix jacchus (white-tufted-ear marmoset), 2133 nucleotides long. RefSeq names its product cytochrome P450 family 11 subfamily B member 2 (gene CYP11B2). The record is from RefSeq and is a predicted model, not a curated record. Gene Ontology annotation, molecular function: corticosterone 18-monooxygenase activity; steroid 11-beta-monooxygenase activity; iron ion binding. Gene Ontology annotation, cellular component: mitochondrion; mitochondrial inner membrane. NCBI's taxonomy places the organism in Eukaryota, Metazoa, Chordata, Mammalia, Primates, Cebidae. Gene Ontology annotation, biological process: cellular response to peptide hormone stimulus; glucocorticoid biosynthetic process; aldosterone biosynthetic process.
GGAAUGGCACUCUGGGCAAAGGCAGAGGUGUGCAUGGCAGUGCCUUGGCUGUCCCUGCAAGGGGCACGGGCACUGGGCACCAGAGCCGCUCAGGCCCCCAGGACGGUGCUGCCCUUUGAAGCCAUGCCCCAGCGUCCAGGCAACAGGUGGCUAAGGCUGCUGCAGAUCUGGAGGGAGCAGGGUUAUGAGCAUCUGCACCUGGAGCUGCACCAGACCUUCCAGGAGCUAGGGCCCAUUUUCAGGUCCGAGUUGGGAGGACCACGCACGGUGUGGGUGAUGCUGCCGGAAGAUGUGGAGAGGCUGCAGCAGGUGGACAGCCUGCACCCCCGCCGGAUGAGCCUGGAGCCCUGGGUGGCCUACAGACAACAUCGUGGGCACAAAUGUGGCGUGUUCUUGCUGAACGGGCCUGAAUGGCGCUUCAACCGAUUGCGGCUGAACCCCGAUGUGCUGUCACCCAAGGCUCUGCAGAGGUUCCUCCCGAUGGUGGAUUCGGUGGCCAGGGACUUCUCCCAGGCCCUCAGGAACAAGGUGCUGCAGAACACCCGGGGCAGCCUGACCCUGGACAUCCAAUCCAGCAUCUUCCACUACACCAUAGAAGCCAGCAAUUUAGCCCUUUUUGGAGAGCGGCUGGGCCUGGUUGGCCACAGCCCCAGCUCUGCCAGCCUGAGCUUCCUCCAUGCCCUGGAGGUCAUGCUCAAAUCCACCGUCCAGCUCAUGUUCAUGCCCAGGAGCCUGUCUCGCUGGACCAGCCCCAAGGUGUGGAAGGAGCACUUUGAAGCCUGGGACUGCAUCUUCCAGUAUGGAGACAACUGUAUCCAGAAAAUCUAUCAGGAACUGGCCUUCAGCCGCCCUCAACACUACACGGGCAUCGUGGCAGAGCUCCUGUUGAAUGCGGAACUGUCACUAGAUGCCAUCAAGGCCAACUCGAUGGAACUCACUGCAGGGAGCGUGGACACGACGGUGUUUCCCUUGCUGAUGACGCUCUUUGAGCUGGCUCGGAACCCCAACGUGCAACAGGCUCUGCGCCAGGAGAGCCUGGCCGCCGCAGCCAGCAUCAGUGAACAUCCCCAGAAGGCAAUCACCGAGCUGCCCCUGCUGCGGGCGGCUAUCAAGGAGAGCUUGAGGCUCUACCCUGUGGGCCCCUUUGUGGAGCGAGUGGUGAGCUCAGACUUGGUGCUGCAGAACUACCACAUCCCCGCUGGGACACUGGUGCAGGUUUUCCUCUACUCGCUGGGUCGCAAUGCCGCCUUGUUCCCAAGCCCUGAGCGCUACAACCCCCAGCGCUGGCUAGACAUGAAGGGCUCUGGCAGGAACUUCCACCACGUGCCCUUUGGCUUUGGUAUGCGCCAGUGCCUGGGAAGGCGCCUGGCAGAGACAGAGAUGCUGCUGCUGCUGCACCACGUGCUGAAACACUUCCAGGUGGAGACGCUAACCCAAGAGGACAUAACGAUGGCCUACAGCUUCAUACUGAGGCCCAGCACGUAUCCCCUCCUCACCUUCAGGGCUCUGCACCCAGGGUCCCAGCCUGGCCACCAGCCUCCCUCUCCCUGACCCCAGGCCACCCCGCUUCUCUCCCACACAAUGUCCGGAGCCACCCCUCUGUCAGCCAGCCCUAGCACAAUUGGAACACCCGAGGGCCUCGAGGACCAGGCUUGCCAGGCUUGCCAAACAGCAAGGCCAGGGCACAGCUGGAUCAAUCUCACUGGCAGGACCCAGCCUUGUCCCCAGCGCCUCCGGCUCCUUCUCCAGCAAGCAGUUUGCCCCAUCCCUCUCAGCGCUGGCUCCAGGCCAUGCAAGCGUGCUGUGAUUUUAUCCCUUGCCUUCCUGCCUAGUCGCACAUGUCCCUGUCCCUUGUCCUGUUAGGGGAAGCAGCAAAGGAGAAAGGACCUUCAGAGUGCCUAUAUAAGUUGGUUAUAAGUAACAUAUAAACAAGGAACAACAAACUGCGGAAGGAAGGCCGCUCCAUACCUAAUGCUUUAACACUGUUUACUUACAGGUCAGGUAAACAAAAAAAGCUGCAGUCUGGUAGAAACCACAUAAUUCAAUCACCCAAUCUAAGUUUACUAGCAGUCAAAGAGCUGAAAUUAAAACUGUGAUAUUAGCAUUAAAAAGCUUUUUUUUUUUUUUUCAGCC